AUGGGACAUUUCGCAUGGAUCAAGAAUUUAUCUCGUCUCGUGAGCACGCAAUUGAGUAAACAUAAUAGUCGAAAAUACUUUUGUGAUAGAUGUAUGCACUAUUUUGGCUCUGCCGAGAAGUUGGACACCCACACAAUUGACUGCCGCGAGAUAAACAACUGCGCCAUCCUGUUGCCCAGCCAGGACAGUAAAUGGCUCAGUUUCGAUAAUCGCGGUAGGAAGGAACGGCUCCCCUUCGUAAUAUAUGCCGAUCUGGAGUGUGUCCUGCAAAAAACGGUGGACACCCAAAAGGAUGCGGAGAACCGCAAAUUGUGCAUGUACCAGAAACAUGAGGUACAUAGUAUUGGUUAUUAUAUACAUUGCUCGUACGAUGCAUCGCUGUCGACGUAUCGAUGCCAUCGCGAUGCGGAUUGCGUUUCAUGGUUUGUCAAAGAGUUGAAAAAUUUUGCAAAUUUUGUUAAACCCAUUCUGGCAAAGAACACACCCAUGCUAGAUUUAACAACUGAGCAGUUGUCGAUAUACGAGUCCGCGAUCAUUGCCAUCUAUCAGGGCAGUUUAGAGGCCCAGCACAUUCAGAGUGCAAUUUAA
Molecule: messenger RNA, 588 nt
Organism: Colletes gigas
Lineage: Eukaryota; Metazoa; Arthropoda; Insecta; Hymenoptera; Colletidae
Exons: 3
Coding region: 1-588 (195 amino acids)
Source: RefSeq, a predicted model, not a curated record